Molecule: messenger RNA, 1098 nt
Organism: Emys orbicularis (European pond turtle)
Lineage: Eukaryota; Metazoa; Chordata; Testudines; Emydidae
Gene: DUSP9
Product: dual specificity phosphatase 9
Biological process (GO): negative regulation of MAPK cascade; protein dephosphorylation
Cellular component (GO): cytosol; cytoplasm
Molecular function (GO): MAP kinase tyrosine/serine/threonine phosphatase activity; MAP kinase tyrosine phosphatase activity; protein tyrosine/threonine phosphatase activity
Source: RefSeq, a predicted model, not a curated record
AUGGAAGCCCUGGGGAAAUCCACCCUGUGGCUCUCCGGGGAGCUGGCGUCCCCGGCCCCCCGGCUGCACAUCCUGGAUUGCCGCAGCCGGCAGCACUACGACUCCUGCCACGUGGCCCGGGCGCUGAGCGUGGCCCUGCCAGGGCUGCUGCUGCGGCGGCUGCGCAAGGGGAAGCUGUCGGUCCGGUCGCUGCUCCCGCCCGCGCCGGGCGCUGUCCUGCUGUACGACGAGGCCACCGCCACGCUGCCGCGCCCCGGCCGGGACGACGAGGAGUCGGUGCUGGCCACGCUGCUGCGCAAGCUGCAGGAGGAAGGCUGCACGGCGUAUUACCUGCAAGGGGGCUUCUCCAAGUUCCAGUCCGAGUGGCCAGAUCACUGCGAGACCAGCCCGGAGGUGCCCGGCGCCAGCAGCUCCCCCGCUCCGACGGGGACCCCGGUGGUGGGUCUGGGGGGGCUGAGCCUGGGUUCGGACGGGGACUCGGGACCCCUGAGCAGCGGGGGGGUGGACUCGGAGGCAGCCAGCCCCCCGUCCUACCCGGUGCAGAUCCUGCCCCACCUCUUCCUGGGCAGCGCCCGAGACUCAGCCAACAUGGAGACGCUGGCCCGGCUGGGCAUCCGCUACAUCCUCAACGUCACCCCCAACCUGCCCAACCUCUUCGAGGAGCAGGGCGGCUUCCGCUACAAGCAGAUCCCCAUCUCGGACCACUGGAGCCAGAACCUGGCCCGCUUUCCAGAGGCCAUCGCCUUCAUCGACGAGGCGGUGUCCCAGAACUGCGGCAUCCUUGUUCACUGCCUGGCGGGUGUGAGCCGCUCGGUGACGGUGACAGUGGCCUACCUCAUGCAGCGCCUCAACCUGUCGCUCAACGACGCCUACGACCUGGUCAAGCGCAAGAAGGCCGACAUCUCGCCCAACUUCAACUUCAUGGGGCAGCUGCUGGACUUUGAGAGGGAACUGGGGCUGGCUGAGGGAUCGCCAGCGACCCCUGGAGCCCCUGAAGGGCGCGGCCAGACGCCCACGUCCUCCCCAGGCUGCUUCUUCACGCCGCCGGCCUCCGAAUAUGAGGAAGAGGAUGGCAGUUUCCAGCGUUACCCCACGUAG